This is a messenger RNA of Zygosaccharomyces rouxii, 903 nucleotides long. It is a transcript of the gene KIN28, whose product is annotated as TFIIH complex serine/threonine-protein kinase subunit KIN28. Gene Ontology annotation, biological process: protein phosphorylation; positive regulation of transcription by RNA polymerase II. Gene Ontology annotation, cellular component: cytoplasm; transcription factor TFIIH holo complex; transcription factor TFIIK complex. The record is from RefSeq and is a predicted model, not a curated record. Gene Ontology annotation, molecular function: RNA polymerase II CTD heptapeptide repeat kinase activity; ATP binding; cyclin-dependent protein serine/threonine kinase activity. NCBI's taxonomy places the organism in Eukaryota, Fungi, Ascomycota, Saccharomycetes, Saccharomycetales, Saccharomycetaceae. Bases 1 to 903 code for a protein of 300 amino acids. The transcript is spliced from 2 exons.
AUGGAGUAUACAAAGGAAAAGAAAGUUGGUGAAGGUACUUAUGCUGUUGUCUACUUAGGCACAAAGCAGUCUACUGCUAGAAGGAUCGCCAUCAAGGAGAUCAAGACGUCAGAAUUUAAGGAUGGGCUUGACAUGUCAGCCAUCAGAGAGGUGAAAUACUUACAAGAGAUGCAACAUCAAAACGUUAUUGAACUGGUUGACAUAUUUAUGGCAUCUGAGAACUUGAACUUAGUGUUAGAAUUUUUACCGUCAGAUUUGGAAAUGAUCAUCAAGGAUAAAUCUAUUUUGUUCACACCGGCAGAUAUUAAAUCGUGGAUGCUUAUGACUCUGAGAGGUGUACACCAUUGUCAUAGAAAUUUCAUACUGCAUAGGGAUUUAAAACCCAACAAUUUACUUAUAGCCCCGGAUGGCCAAAUAAAAGUAGCAGAUUUUGGGCUGGCGAGAACUAUGCCCUUAGCACAUGAAAUCUUGACCAGUAAUGUGGUCACCCGUUGGUAUAGAGCGCCAGAACUUUUAUUUGGAGCCAAACAUUACACCUCAGCUAUAGAUCUAUGGUCUGUUGGUGUUAUAUUCGCAGAACUCAUGUUGAGAAUUCCCUAUUUGCCAGGUGCAAAUGAUGUUGAUCAAAUGGAGAUUACUUUUAGAGCAUUGGGUACACCUACUGAUAGGGAGUGGCCAGAGGUUUCCACUUUUCCUUCAUAUAACAAAUUACAGAUUUAUCCACCACCUUCAAGAGAAGAAUUAAGAAGGCGGUUUAUUGCCGCUAGUGAAAAUGCUCUUAAUCUGAUGUGUGGAAUGCUCACCAUGAACCCGCAGAAAAGGUGGGAUGCUGUACAAUGUUUAGAAUCUGCCUAUUUCAGAGAGGCCCCAGCCCCUACGGAACCAUCUGCCAUCAAAAUGUGA